Rhizophagus irregularis DAOM 181602=DAOM 197198 is the source of this 3480-nucleotide messenger RNA. RefSeq lists its product as uncharacterized. Gene Ontology annotation, molecular function: nucleic acid binding; zinc ion binding. Lineage: Eukaryota; Fungi; Glomeromycota; Glomeromycetes; Glomerales; Glomeraceae. The record is from RefSeq and is a predicted model, not a curated record.
AUGGAUAUCAAACAACAAAAAGAAUUCUUAGUAAAGGCAUAUCACGAAUGUUUAUAUCAGGAAAAAUCAUUACGAAGGCCCAUAUCUUACUAUAAGGACAAAAUAAUUGAAAUUAGGAGAAAACUUAAACCAACUGAAGAAGAUUUUGAGAAAGAAAUAAGACUAGAAAGAGAUUUAAGAAGAUAUGAAAGGAAAAUUAGAGGAGACUACGAGACUCUAAUGGACAUAAAAAAGAAUAUAAUUAAAAGGAUAAUUAAGAUAAAAACAGAGUUAAAAACCAAAAAGAGAUAUCAAAAUAAUUUAAAAAUGUCAGAUAUAUAUGAUCAUUGGUUACAACAUAGGACAUUACAUAAUACACAAAAACAUACUUCACGUGUAGAAAACCCAGUCUUAGAUUUCGCGUGUAGAAAAUGUUAUCCAAUAGCAAUAAUACAAGAAGAGAUAAUAAAAGAAUUUUUAAAAUUCUGGGAAAUUUUAUGUGGAAUAGAAACCCAAAUUUACGAAGAUAGUUAUACAUCUAAAACAAUAAUUUCCUUUGGGGAAAUAGUAGAAAGUAAUAAAGAUGAGAUUACAAGAGAAGCAACAAAUCUUAUAUGGUCAAUUAGUUAUAAAGGAAAACCCCACUAUAAGUUAGAUGGUUUAAUUUACAUUAUAUGGGAAAUUAAACAAAACUGUUAUAAUUAUAAUGAAGAGGGAAAUAUUUACUUUGUAGAUAAUAAAACCCAACUUUACGAAACUUUACAAGAGAUAUGUGAACUACAAAAUCAUGGUUACAUAAUAGGUGAUGGGGAAUUAAAUCAUAGAUUUGCAGAAUUUUGGAAUUGGAUAAUUUUAGAUACUACAGCAUAUGAUUUAUUCGAUCAAAUUGAAACAUUAAAAAUAUUUAGAGAGAUAUUAUACUUAGGAGAGAAAAUUAGAGUAAAUAGAAAUGAGAUUAGAAGGUUACAAAAGAGCAUAAAAUUCCACAAAGAAGAUACUUAUUAUCCCCAACCAUGGAAAAAUGAUUAUCUCACAAAUGCUAUAGAAACCCAAUUACUAACAACUAAUGGAUUUAAAGGAGAAAUUGUGAUAGAAAACCCAAAUUUGAAGGAAGAGAAUGAUGAAUAUAACAUAAUAAUCGAAAUAUUACAAGAAAGAGGAAUACAAAUAGGGAAGGAAGACUUGAUGAGAAUAAUAUUCACAUUAGGGUAUAACCCAGCACAAAUAUACUUAAAAGGAUUCAUAGAGACCUAUAUUGAAAAUGAAGGAGAAAGUAAUGACGUGUUAAAAACAAUAUUGGAUAAAUGGAUAAGUGAACACCAAAUUGAGGAGUCACAUGAUGAAUUUUCGUCUGAUGAAGAUGAAAAUGUUAUAAAAACCCCACCAAAUCCCUCAAGUUCUGAAGAAUCAGAAAACUCAAGUAAUAAUACAACAGAAAAUAAUAGUAUACAUAAUACAAGAACAAAUACCCCAACCUCAGGAAACUCAACUAGAAGUAAUAGUCCACUACCAAUAAUGGCUACCAGAGAUGAAGUAAGAGAAGAUAUUAGAACAGUAAUGAGAACUAUCUUUGGAAUAGAUCCAGGAGCAGUCUUGAAUACAGCCCCACCUAAUACAAUAAAUGCUACCUUAACAGGCAUGUUAAAUCCACUUAAUAGAGCUGCAAAAAUAGCAGAAUUACCACUCUUUUAUGGAGGGGAUCAAGACGCUAAUGAUUGGAUCAGAGAUUUUAAUAAUGUGUAUGCAGGAAACAGAUAUGUUGAUGAUCAAGCAGCAAAAUUAGUGAGAGCAAAACCAUGUUUAAGAGAAGAAGCAGCAGACUGGUUAGAAGGAAUAGUUGCUUUAGGAAAUCUAGCUGGUUUUGAUAAUGCAAACGAUAAUACUAGUUUAGCAUAUGAGAUGAAAAGUAAAUAUGCCAGUCCUGUUAGACAACAACAAUGGACAAGAGAAUUACAAUCUAUCAAACAAAAAGAUGGAGAGAAAGUGGGAGAAUAUGCGGCGAGAUUUAAUAAAUUAUUAAAAAGAGUAGCACCAGAAGCUGGUGAUUUACAUGAAAGAUUUAGAGUAAAUUAUUUUAUACAAGGGUUAAAUCCUAUAGUCGCUGGAAGGACAUUUGAAGGGAAUUCUGAUACUUUAGUUAAUGCAAUUACUAGAGCAAAAAGUAUAGAAGCAGGUAAUAAUUUGAUGUUACAAGGAAUGGGAAUCCCCAAUUUAAAUAUAAAUGAAAGCUCAACAAGUAAAACCCCAAACGUUAUAGUUGAUAAUAAUAUUACAAGUGAAGUAGAUAAUUUAGCCAAACAGUUGGAAGAAUUAAAGAUUGCUAAAUUAGAAAAAGAAAUAUUAAGUAUUAAAAAUGAGAUAAAUAAUAAUAAUAACACUCAAAAACCCCAAUUUAGACCACCAAGACGUCAAGUGAAUAGGCCCCAAUUUCAACAAAGACCACCAAUGGAUUGGAGCAGAGUUAACUGCUAUAAGUGUGGUAAAUUAGGACAUACUGCCAGAUUUUGUAGAGAAAAUACUCAACAAUAUAAUGUGAUUGAUAUGGAAGAUGAUAAUCAAGAUUAUCAUUAUGAUGAUGAAACAGGAUUAUACUAUUACUUUGAUUACGAUUAUCAACAAUAUUUUUAUCUUGACGAAGAAUCCCAAAAUGAGUUAUAUUAUCAAGAUAACGAAUAUUAUCCAGCAGAAAGGACAACUAGGAGUCAAGUAAGAAACAACCCAUUGGUAGGUAAUAAAACAUUACCUGAUAGAGAUCCAAUUAUUAAAAGAAAACCAGUAAACAAUGAUAUAGAGAUGACUGAGAGAGUUAGAAGACCAUAUGUUAGGAAAGGAGAAGGAAAAUUUCAAAUUAAACCUAGUAGAUUCGAAACUGAUGCACAAGAUUAUGAUAUAGUAAGCGAUUUAGAAAAUAUGAAACCCAACAUUAAUUUCACACAAUUAGUAGCAGCAGCACCUAAAUAUGAAUUAAGAUAUUAUGAUGAAAAUAAAGAAGUAACAAUAGCUAUGAAAACCCCAAUUUUUAUAAAUGGAAUUGAAAUUAAAGCCAUAGUAGAUACUGGAGCAGCCACAUGUGCUAUAUCAAAAGGAUUAUUAAUAGAGACAGGAAAUGAAAUUGAAAGAUCAAGUAAUGUAAGAUGUAUAAUGGCAAAUGGAUCUAAAACAGCAUCAUUAGGUAAAUCAACCUUAGAAAUUGAAAUUGAUGAAAUAAUAACAGAAAUUGAAGUUGAAGUAAUUAAUUCACAAGAUAGAAUGUUAAUAAUUGGCAAUGAUUUUAUGAGUGAUUGGAAAGCUAAUAUAGACUUUAAAACCCACACCUUAACAUUAAAUGAUCAAGGACAUGAAAUAUACAUACCAAUUGAAUAUAUCAAAAGUAAUAGAGUUAAAUUUGAAACCCCAAUUCAGGAUGAAUACACUGAUGAUGAAGAAGACCCCACAUACGAAGAUAAUGAAGAAAUUGAAACUUUUAGAGUUGAAGAUUUAGAAGAAGAGUAUAUCAGCUAA